AUGACUUCUCCAGACUCGAUCGAUGUAGAAUCGACGUCUGCGUCCCCCAAAGGCGUGUUGAUCGUCGAUAACGAAGAAGCCCACGCUCAGGCAGUUGCAGAAAGCCUGAAUCGGGUGGGUUACGCCUGCACCGUGGCCACUUCGGGUACCGAGGGGGCCGAAGAACUCGAGCGGGGCGACUACGACGUGAUCAUCACCGACCUGGUGAUGAACGACCUCGACGGGUUAGGCAUUCUAGCCAAGGCCAAGCAGGACCUGCCCGACGCCGAGGUGGUCAUCGUCACCGGGCACGGCAGCGUACCCUCGGCCGUCACGGCCAUGCAGCAGGGGGCGUUCAACUACCUGCUGAAGCCGCUCGAUAUGCGUCAACUGCGGACGGUGAUCGAGAAGGCCUGCGUCGCGGCCGAGCUGCGACGGACCAACUUCGAGCUGAACCGCCGUUUGGACGAGAAGUUCGGGUUCGAAGGCGUCAUUGGCUCCAGCCCUCAGAUGAACGAGGUGAUCGAUCGGCUGCGGAGGAUCGCGCCGACCAACGCCAGCGUGCUGAUUCAAGGCGAAACCGGCACCGGAAAAGAGCUGGUCGCGCAGGCCCUGCAUCAGAACAGCCCUCGCAAGAACAAGCCUUUCGUGGCACUGAACUGCGCGGCGUUGAGCGAGAACAUUCUGGAAAGCGAACUGUUCGGCCACGUGAAGGGGGCCUUCACCGACGCCUCGACCGAUCGCGUAGGCAAGUUCGAGUACGCCCACGGCGGAACGCUAUUUCUCGACGAAGUCGGCGAUAUGCCGAUGGCCACGCAGAUCAAACUUCUCCGCGUGCUGGAAAGCGGAGAGAUCACCCGCGUGGGUUCGAACGACCCCAUCAAGGUGAACGUGCGAAUUGUUUCAGCGACGAACCGCGAUCUGGAAGACGCCAUCGAGGCCGGCACAUUUCGCCGCGACUUGUACCACCGCUUGAAGGUGGUCACCAUCGUGCUGCCGAACUUGAAGGACCGCAGCCAGGACAUUCCCUUGCUGUUGGAUCACUUCAUCAAGCAGUUCGCCAAGCAGCACGACAAGAUGAUCAAAAGCAUGUCGACGGCGGCCCGACGGAGGUUGAUCGCCUUCGACUGGCCCGGCAAUGUGCGGCAACUGCGGAACGUGGUCGAGAGUAUGGUCGUGGUCGACUUCGACGGCAUUCUGGAUGUGGACGACUUGCCGGAUGAACUAUCCGAGUCGGCAGACAGUUCUGGCGCCGCCCCGGCGGGCUCGUUGAGCAGCCUGGUGGGCAAGUCGCUGUCUGAUGUUGAGGGGCUGUUCAUUGCCGAAACGUUACAAGCCACCGGGGGCAACCGCGAAGAGGCCGCCGCCAUGUUAGGGAUUGGCGAGCGGACCUUGUACCGAAAGAUUAAGGUGAUCGAGCGGCCCGCGAGCGUGGUGAAGGAACUGCUGGAGAACUCCGUUGACGCCAAGGCAAAGCGGAUCGAGGUCUCCAUCCAGAAGGGCGGGGCGGAGCUAAUCCGGGUCUCCGACGACGGGCACGGCAUCGAAGCGGACGAGCUGAUGCUGGCCGUGGCCAGUCAUGCCACCAGCAAAAUCAGCGACGCCGACGACUUAUUCUCCGUCGGCACCCUGGGUUUCCGUGGCGAGGCGUUGGCCUCGAUUGCUGAGAUCAGCCGGUUUUCGAUUCAAAGCCGUACGGCCGAUGCCCCUUCGGGGAUGCGGCUGGAAGUGAACGCCGGCAAGGCCGAAGAGCCGGUGCCGUGUGGGUGUCCGGUGGGGACGACCAUUGAAGUGGGCGAUCUGUUUCUCAACACACCGGUGCGGCGGAAGUUCCUGCGAACCACGCAGACCGAGAUGGGGCAUAUCGGUGAGGCCUUCAUUCGCAUCGCGCUGGCCCAUCUGAAUGUGCACUUCACGCUGCGUCACAACGAUCGGCUGGUUCACGACCUGCCACCGACGACGAACUGGAGCGAUCGUAUUGCGACGCUGUUCUCCCGCGAGAUGGCUGAGAACCUGAUUUGGGUCGAGAGCGCCGAUGACGAUGUGCGGCUGGCUGGGUAUGUGGCCCAUCCGAGUCAGAGUCGUGGCAAUCAGCGGAUGCAGUAUCUGUUCCUCAAUGGCCGGCACAUUCGCGACCGCUCGUUGCAACACGCCCUGGGCGAAGCCUAUCGCGGCCUGCUGCUCACGGGACGGUAUCCAAUCACGUUUCUAUCGCUCGACAUGCCGCCCGAGGGUGUCGAUGUGAAUGUACACCCAACGAAGCUGGAGGUGCGUUUUCGUAACGGCUCGCGGUUGUACAGCCAGCUGUUGGGCACACUGCGAACGAAGUUUCUUUCGACCAACCUCGAAACCCGCUUCCACGGUCCCAGCAGCGACGAGACGAAUUCAUCGCACGACACGGCGGCCGCCGCGCAGAUCAAGCAGGAGAUGGUGGCCUGGGCCCAGGGUCGUCCCGGGGUCACCGUCGACAGCCCGCACGGGUCGCCGUCUUCGGGGUUUGGCUCAGCACCUCACAGCCGGCAACCGCUGGUGUUGAACAAGCUCGACGACAGUUGGCGUUCCUCGGUAGGACGUACUACCACUUCGCCGGAACUGGGAAGCGGGAUGACCGAGGAGGCUCGCCCUCAACUGACCGAGGUUUCGCAGCCCGAGAGUGCUUCGCCGCAGGAAGGCAACACGUCGGCCCUGCAGAUUCACAACCGGUAUCUGGUGUCCGAAACCGACGAUGGGAUGGUGGUCAUCGACCAGCAUGCCCUGCACGAGCGGAUUCUUUACGAGCAGCUGCGUGAGAAGAUUGCCACCAAGGCCUUGGAGAUGCAGAAGCUGCUGGUGCCCGAGCCGGUCGAUUUGGGCUCGGCCGAAGCCGCGGUGGUGCUCGAUCAUCGCGAGAUGCUGCUGAAGCUGGGAAUCGAUAUCGAGCCCUUCGGCGGCGAUACGGUGCUGAUCGUGGGCUACCCGGCGAUGCUGGCCAACCUGCACCCCACCGAGAUGCUGCACGCCUUGGUCGAGCAACUGAUGACCGAGGGCAAGUCGCCGGAAACCCGGGACCUGAUCGACGAAUUGCUGCACAUGAUGUCGUGCAAAGCGGCCAUCAAGGCCGGCGACCGGCUGAACCCCGCGGAGAUCACGGCCUUGCUCGAGCAGCGGCAUCUGGUACAAGACACACACCAUUGCCCUCACGGUCGUCCCACGGCCCUGGUUCUCACCCGCGAGGAACUGGACAAGCAGUUCAAACGUCGGCAUCGGCACAUGAUCGCCGAGCACGGCCACCUGGUCGAAUUGGGUGCCCAACUCGUCGAGCUGCGGUUGGACUACAUCAACGGCGAUGUGAACAUCCGCCGGUUGCUGGCCGAUCGCAAAGGCCCGGUGCUCAUCAGUUGCCGUCGCGAGGUGGAUGGCGGCAAGUGGAGCGGCACCGAAGAGGCCCGACAGAUGCUGCUGCGUACGGCCGUGGCCGAAGGGGUCGACUACGUCGAUCUGGAAGACGACAUCGCCUCGAACAUUCCCCGCUUCGGGCAGACCAAACGCGUCAUCAGCCGGCACGACUUUCGCAAAACGCCGGAAGACCUGGAAGCGAUUCACGCCCGCAUGUCGGAGUUGGACGCCGACAUUAUCAAGUUGGCCACGCUGGCCAAUCAUCCUCACGACAACGUGCGAAUGUUGCAGCUUGUCGAGAAGAGCGAAAUCCCCACGGUUGGCAUCUGCAUGGGCGAUAUCGGUACGCCCUCGCGGCUGUUGGCCGGAAAGUUCGGCGCCCCGUUCACCUUCGCCACGUUCCAUCACGAACGGGCCUUAGCCCCCGGUCAGCUUAGCUUUCAGCAGAUGACCGAGGUCUAUCGCUACGAUCAGAUCAAUCGCGACACCACUGUGUUCGGUGUGAUUGCCGACCCGAUUGGUCAUAGCCACAGCCCUUUGAUUCACAACGCGGCCUUCGCCGACAAAGAGAUCGACAGCGUUUACCUGCCGUUCCGCGUUCGCAAGCAGGAACUGGGCAGCUUCAUGGACGACGCGGCGAAUCUGGGCAUCAAAGGCUUGAGCGUUACGAUCCCGCAUAAAGAGACGGUGCUGCGGCACCUCACCAAGCUCGACGGUGCGGCCCGACGCGUGAGUGCGGUGAACACGGUUGUGUUCAGCGACGACGGCAUCAUCGGCUACAACACCGACUACCGUGCCGCGAUCGAUAGCUUGGAAGAGGGCAUGGGCGGCAAGACGGCCGAUGGGUCGAGCCCCGUGAAGAACAAGACGGCGCUCAUCCUGGGCGCCGGCGGAGUGGCCAAGGUAUUCGCCCACGCUUUGCGGCGGCGUAACGCCCAUGUAAUUAUUGCCAGCCGCACCAGUAGCCGUGCCGAUUCGUUGGCCGAGCAGGCGAAGUGCAAGGCGAUCGACUGGUCGGCUCGUCACGGGAUUUCGGCCGAUAUUCUGGUGAACUGCACCCCCGUGGGCAUGCACCCCAACGUGGAUGAGACGCCGUUUGAUCGCCACCACAUGCGGCCCUCGAUGGUGGUCUUCGACACGGUGUACAAUCCCGAGUCGACUUUGUUUGUGAAAGACGCGAGGGCCCGAAGCUGCGUGGUGGUUACUGGGGUCGACAUGUUCAUCCGCCAGGCGGCGCUGCAGUUCAAACUGUUCACCGGCCAAGAUGCCCCCAUGGGCUUGAUGCGUGAGCGGCGACCGAUGAGCGUGGUGUUAAUCGGGUAUCGAGGGACCGGCAAAAGCACCGUCGCCCGACUGCUGGCCCAGCGGUGGUCGCUGGACGCGGUCGACGCCGACUGCGAGCUGGAAUCGCGAGCCGGCAAGACCAUCGCCGAGAUCUUUGCCGCCGAGGGCGAAGGGGCCUUUCGCGAUUUGGAAACCACGGUGCUAAGGGACUUGGUUCCGCGGGAGAAGACCAUUGUGGCGGCCGGCGGGGGGGCCAUAUUGCGGGAAGAAAACCGAAAGAUCAUCGCGGAGGCCGAAUGGAUCGUAUGGUUGAAAGCCGGGGCCGAGACGAUUGCCGCGCGGGUGGCGGCCGACGCCACGACGAAUGAGCGACGACCGCAGUUGACCACGGCCGGGGGCAUGCAGGAGAUUGUGGACUUGCUGGCCCAGCGAGAACCGCUGUAUCAGCAAAUGGCCGAGUGCGAAGUUGAAACCGAUGGGCUCGGCGCCGAGGCAGACACAGUAGGCGACGUUUUCAUGCUGCCGAUGGAACUGCGGUUGAUUGGACUGGGACUGCUGGGAGUUUGCAUCGGCUCGCUUCUCAACGCGGCCAUCUAUCGCUUGUGUUGGCACCCCCGUGCGAUCAGUCCCUGGACCGCACAACUGCAAGAAGCCCCGCCGAGACGCUGGUCUGAUCGUGUGCCUGUGGUCGGCUGGUUUGGCUUGCGGCGCGAAGUGCCGCAGCACGGGCCGGGGUUUUGGGUGCGGCCCAUGCUGGUCGAAGUGGCCACUGGCCUGGCGAUGGCGACACUCUAUUGGUGGGAAGUGGCCGAGCUGAACUUGCAGCCGCGUCCACUACCGCCAAACCUGUCGAUGGCAGUGGUUCAUGCUCAGUUCGCGGCGCAUGCGUUGUUGAUGUGCCUAAUGAUUGCCGCCUCGGUGAUUGACCUGGACGAGAAGACCAUCCCCGAUGAAAUCACCGUGCCCGGCACGUUGCUGGGGCUGACGGCGGCGUUCAUCUUUCCAUGGAUGUUGCUGCCGGUUCCCACGGCAAUCGGGGUUCAAUUCCUAACACCGGUUUCGCCCAACCCCUGGCCGGCGUGGAUGGAUGGCAUGCCGCAGGUGGGUUCCAUCGUUCUGGCUCUUGCGGCGUGGUGGAUUUGGGUGCUGGGUUUAUUGCCGCGACCGUGGCGAACGCAGCGGGGCUGGGGGGUGGCCAUUCGGUUGCUCUCGGUGCGGAUGUUCCGUUCGCAGGGUUCUUUGUUCGUGCUGGGCAUUGGACUGGUUGGCAGUAUGGCCAUCGCUGGAGCCUGGGCUUGGGGCGAUAGGAACUGGCAAGGGUUGCUGACGUCGCUGGUGGGGUUGCUGAUCGGCGGGGGAAUCAUUUGGGCCGUACGCAAUGUAGGCACCCUAGUGCUCGAACGGGAGGCGAUGGGGUUUGGCGAUGUUACGCUGAUGGCGAUGAUCGGCACGUUCCUGGGUUGGCAACCGUGUUUGAUUGUUUUCUUCGUGGCCCCAUUCUUCGCCCUGGCGUUUGGUGUGGUGCAGCUUGUGGUGCAUCGCGAUGCCGAAAUUCCCUACGGACCUUUUCUGUGCAUGGCCACCAUGCUCAUCGUGCUUAGCUGGCGGACCGUGUGGGAAGGGGUGGCCAACGUGUUCGCCCUGGGGUGGUUGAUCGGGGCCGUGAUGAUCGGGCUACUGGUCGUACUGGCCGGGCUGUUGAUGCUCAUUCGGGUGAUCCGCGAGCUGUUUUCCUCCGCUCCCGCCGAGUAA
Cladocopium goreaui is the source of this 6390-nucleotide messenger RNA. NCBI's taxonomy places the organism in Eukaryota, Dinophyceae, Suessiales, Symbiodiniaceae. The record is from the annotation of a GenBank genome assembly.